GUGGGUUCAGCGAUGCACGUGGUGGUAGGCUAGGGCGGGAGAAGUGUGGAUGAGUGUGUACUGUCUAUAGAUAUAGAUAUAUAUACACACACACGACUGUGGCAGAGGCACUGUGGAAGACUCACACAUCAGAGGAAGCCUUGCUCCGGACAACACACCCUCAGGUCUUGCGACUGCCGCCAUGGGGGCUCUGCUGUGGGAUCUCUUGCUGCUGUGCUUGUUCGCCCACGUGCUUGGGGACUGCCAGAAGGACUGCCUGAGCUGUAACCGACACCUGUACGCCCAGCAGGACAACUUCAAUGUCCUCGUCUGCAUCUUGGACUGUGAAGGGAAGGCCUUUUCAAGUACCGCCUGGGAUCUCUGCACCAAAGCAGCUGGGAAGUCGUCCAUACAGGUGAGCGCGGACAGCCUGGAAGAAGAUUCCUACCAGCCCUUGGAAAUGGAAGAUGGUGGCCUAUUCCGAGGCAGCCGGAGACACCUCAAUGACCUCACCAAAGUGGUGGAUCUUAGCAAAGUGGAAGGGGAGAAGAGAGUUUCCAAGGUGAGCAGCCUGAUCCACCAGCGGGAGGUGGAAGAAGGAAUCAGCAACGGGAGUGAGACCCCGCUGGGAGACUUCCAAGAGCAGCCCAAGGAUAUUUCCAAGCGGCUCGGUGGCUUCCUCAAAGCGAAGUACAGUUACAGGCAGGUGCUGGAACCUGCGGGGCAGGGGGUGCAGAAGCGCUACGGGGGCUUCAUUGGAGUCAGGAAGUCAGCCCGGAAGUGGAAUAACCAAAAGAGGUUUAGCGAGUUCUUGAAGCAGUACUUGGGCAUGUCGCCGCGCUCCAGCGAGUACGACAGCUUAACCAACGACCUGAACGAACAGAACGAGAUCUAACCGGAAACUGUUUUCAUGUCACUGACACGUAGCGAAUCGGUGUAGAACUGCUAUGGCCAAAGAAGUCAAUCCCUUCCCCGAUCCCAAAGAGCCGGUGUUAGGAGUGGUUCCCCAGACACCACUGGAUUCAUUGCUGCUCAGAGUCAAGGCGGAAAAGCCGGGCGGUGGCUGUUUCUGAAUCAUCUGCUCUGUUUAUGAACUCUUCUCCAUUUGCAUGGCACUUUUGAAGACAAAUGGCCCUGGGCUUACGGUCUGGGCUUACUAGAAUGUGAGGGGAGAGAGGGAGUCAGUCUGGUUUCUUUUUCUGCCUUCGGACCAGCUUCCCAAGUGUUUUGGUCCCGUCGGGUGUGUCUACGCUGCAAGGAGACCCCCGCGGCUGACCCAUGCCAGCUGACUCCGGGCUCAUGGGGCUCCGUCUAGGGAGCUGUUUAACAGCUGCUUAAUUAUUUAAUUGCAGCUCAAGCUCUGAGUCCCUCCCACCUCCCAGGGUCCGAAAGCCUGAGCUCGGAGGAAUACGCUGCAAUUAAACAGCUGAUUAGCCUGAGCCCUGCAAGCCUGAACCAGCUGGGAUAGGCCAGCAGCAGGUUUCUGAUUGCAGCGUUGACGUACUCUCAGUCACAGGGCUUCAUGGGCCCCUCAAAGCUCCGCUCACCAGAGAAUUCAUGAGCUAGACCAUGAGGCCUGUGACUUCCAGGCACCCAUCUCUACCUAGGCAGUCUUACUGCAUAGCAACCAAGGGAUCAUCCCUCACUGCUUGGAACCAGCCUGCCCCUGGAGGAGACAAUCUGUAGCCUGAGGAAGCUUGAUAGAUCAGUUGUGUCAUGCUCUGCUUCUUCAACUUAGGCGUUUAAAAUGUAGCCCUUCCCCACCCACCCACCCCUUGCUUCUCUCCCGGCCCCAA
Pelodiscus sinensis (Chinese soft-shelled turtle) is the source of this 1775-nucleotide messenger RNA. It is a transcript of the gene PNOC, whose product is annotated as prepronociceptin. The record is from RefSeq and is a predicted model, not a curated record. Gene Ontology annotation, molecular function: opioid receptor binding. Lineage: Eukaryota; Metazoa; Chordata; Testudines; Trionychidae. Gene Ontology annotation, biological process: chemical synaptic transmission; sensory perception; neuropeptide signaling pathway. Gene Ontology annotation, cellular component: dendrite; neuronal cell body; axon terminus.